Messenger RNA from Vigna radiata var. radiata (mung bean), 793 nucleotides. RefSeq names its product glutaredoxin. The transcript has 4 exons. NCBI's taxonomy places the organism in Eukaryota, Viridiplantae, Streptophyta, Magnoliopsida, Fabales, Fabaceae. The record is from RefSeq and is a predicted model, not a curated record. Bases 166 to 540 code for a protein of 124 amino acids. Gene Ontology annotation, molecular function: glutathione disulfide oxidoreductase activity. Gene Ontology annotation, cellular component: cytoplasm. Gene Ontology annotation, biological process: cellular response to oxidative stress.
CUCCCAAACCCCGUGCCAUCAAGCAGCAGCAAAAUUCAACACCUGUGCUCUGUUUUCGGCUUAGUUCUCUUUCCUUCCAACACCUGUCCAAAGCCAAAGCUUCAAGCUUUUUCUCUAUUCUGCUCCUCUUCGACUACCAUACCAUAUAAACAUACAGAAAAAGAAAUGGGGUCUUUGUGGAGUUCACCGAUAAGGAAAGAACAGAUGGAAGCAGCGUUGAAUAAGGCUAAGGGGAUAGUAUCCUCUUCCCCUGUUGUUGUCUUCAGCAAGACUUACUGUGGUUACUGCAAACGGGUCAAAGAUCUCUUCCAACAGCUUGGAGCAUCCUACAAGGUUGUUGAAUUGGACACAGAAAGAGAUGGAGAUGAUAUUCAUUCAGCUUUAAUCGAGUGGACAGGACUUAGGACUGUGCCUAACGUGUUUAUUGGAGGAAAGCACAUUGGUGGUUGUGAUAAUGUUUUGGAGAAACACAAAACAGAACAACUGGUUCCUCUUCUGAAUGAUGCUGGGGCGAUUGCCAAUAACUCUGCUCAACUGUGAACAACUAUGUUUAGUAACAAAGUAUUUUCUAACCUAAGAUAAAAUAAGGAGAGUAUAUGCUAAAAUUUCUAGCAUUACUUCGUAUGAAUAGCAUGCUCAACAAGUAUAAGUGAUGAUGGCUCAAAUUAUGUUAAGUAAGACCAUCAUGAAUGUAUCAUCAAAGUUGAAACAUCAUUACGUGUGAUUUCUCUAAGUGAUUAGGUUGUCCGCUGGAGAGGUUUCUUGUUAAUGAAUUUGUUGGUAUUGUCCUAAA